Molecule: messenger RNA, 4830 nt
Organism: Betta splendens (Siamese fighting fish)
Lineage: Eukaryota; Metazoa; Chordata; Actinopteri; Anabantiformes; Osphronemidae
Product: RNA binding protein fox-1 homolog 2-like
Exons: 13
Coding region: 848-2224 (458 amino acids)
Biological process (GO): nervous system development; regulation of alternative mRNA splicing, via spliceosome
Cellular component (GO): cytoplasm; nucleus
Molecular function (GO): mRNA binding
Source: RefSeq, a predicted model, not a curated record
UACAAGAACACACCGGGAAAACGCGGAGAGGAAUGAAAAUAAUAGGCGUGAGACUGAGAGAAGGAAGCGCCGCAGCUCUUCAGGUCCGCGCGUGUCUCGGUCGCUCGCCUGUUUUGUUUUGUUUUGGGGUUGGUUUGUUUUUGUUUUUUGUUUUUUUUUUUGCUCGUGAGGGAGAAAUCGUUUCGCGUUUGAAUGCGGACCAACAUGGGGGAAAGCGCGAGCUCCUGACGCGGAUCGACUUUCAGUGAACCUCUGCUCCGCGGUGCAAGUCCGUAGCCAAUAAGACAGGGAGGAAAAGGCGAUAGGGAAGACAUGUUGAGGGGCUUUUCUUCUUGAGCUCGCGCUCGGGUGUUGAUGUUGUGCUCGCGAAGCAGACGGCGCACGUAGAGGCACACAAAGGCGGCGAAUGGCGAGCGGACGGUAGGCAUUGCUCAGGAGCCAUUAAUGGGAGCGCUGCUUAUUUAAUUGGCCUGUUAUGAUCCGAGAUAUUUUAGGCCUCCUAGGCAGCCCCGCAGAAAAGAAAUAACACGCUCAGCAAACGGGGGCUCCGGAGCUGGAAACCGAGCCCCGCAGAGCCGUUCGGUUGGACCGCUGCCGCUCGCAUGAAGGUAAAUACGCCGUUUGUUUUUUGAGAACAAACUUGGGUAGAGAUUGCGCUGAUCCACCGGGGCAGUUUUAAACACGGCAACUCCACAAAGGCCCGGGAGUAAACAGUAGGAGCUGCGUGACUGCGUUAACGGGCUGUUUUAGCCGCACAGGGAAAUCAACCAGGGCUUGACUUUACGCACGAAGGUGCACACGAUUCGCCCGUUUUAGCUCCACCAGAGCACGAACGACGGUUUUUUAAAUGUUAAUGUCGACCGACGUUGCAUCCAUCAUGCUGCCUGUGUCCCGGGGUCUCAUGGACCGGGAUCGAGAGCUGGACACCAUGGCCGGGGUGCAUCCCAACGCGGGCGGCGCUCCCGCAGCGGUGCGGGGCAUGAAGCGCGGCGACCCGGAGCCCGACGCGCAAACGGCGGCGGCUCUGGUGGACGCGUCCGGGGCGGAGUGCAAGCGUCCACGGAUCGACGGCUCCGGCGUGAUCGGCGAGGUGGGUCAGAACAAUGAUCCCCUGACCCUCAGUUACCAUGGCUACCCGUCUCACAGUCAGGGCUCUCAGGAUAGUGCUGGCGGUCAGGACGGACUCAUCCCCCCACCUUUCUCUGCGUUCCCUCCACCUCCACCACCCCCACCCCAGAACGGCCUGACCCUGGAUUACGGGGGCAGCCUGUACGCAGCGGGGGCCGUCCAGGGCCCGGUCGAAGCCGGCGGAGCGGCAAACAGCGCAUCCAGUGCCGCCAAUAGCCUCGGUGCUCAACAGGCAGAUGGCUCCUCCCAGAUUGACGGACAGUCAGGGGUCGGCUCAGCGGGCGGAGGGGGCGGCGGGGGGAGCGCUGGCGAGGACUCCGACUCCAAGGGGACCCCGAAGCGGCUCCACGUGUCCAACAUCCCCUUCCGCUUCCGAGACCCCGACCUACGGCAGAUGUUUGGGCAAUUCGGCAAAAUCCUCGACGUGGAGAUCAUCUUCAACGAGAGGGGAUCCAAGGGCUUCGGCUUCGUGACGUUCGAGUCGAGUGCGGACGCCGAGCGCGCCCGGGAGAAGCUGCACGGCACGCUGGUGGAGGGCCGGAAGAUCGAGGUGAAUAACGCCACUGCCAGAGUGAUGACGAACAAGAAGAUGACCACACCAUACUCUAAUGGAGAGGGCCUUGCAGCUCUACCGUAUGCUGGGUGGAAGCUGAGUCCGAUGGUGGGAGCCAUGUACAGUCCUGAACUCUACACAGUGCCGGGCUUCCCCUACCCUGCAGCAGCGGCCGCCGCCUCCACGGCCGCCACCUUCCGGGGGGCCCACCUCCGGGGCCGAGCCCGGCCCGUCUACAGUGCAGUGAGGGCCGCUGUGCCGCAGCCGGCAAUCCCUACGUACCCUGGUGUGAUGGCCUAUCAGGAUGGUUUUUACGGUGCGGCUGACCUCUAUGGCGGCUACGCGGCCUAUCGUUACGCUCAGCCGGCUGCGGUAGCGACGCCCGCGGCGGCGGCGGCGGCGGCGGCGGCGGCUUACAGCGACAGUUACGGCAGAGUUUACACUGCAGACGCCUAUCAUGCUGCUCUUGCCCCAGCUGCCUAUGGCGUUGGAGCCAUGGCAACGCUGUACAGGGGAGGCUACAGUAGAUUCGCCCCAUACUAAAGACACUACAUUUCCCAGGAGCUCCCCUCUUCCAUUGAAUCACUCUGAAAGAGCUCCCUCUGUUGUCGUGGAGGUGGACUGCACCCGGUUUUAAAGAGUGGAGUCAUCCAUAACAAAGAUAUUUCAGUUCCCACCCCUGAGCAGUCCCCAGUUUUCUUAUAUACGCUACUACCGAAAUAGAGGAAUGCUGUAUUAAAGACUGAAGGCUGGCCUUUACAUUAAAAAAAGAAGAAAAAAAAGACGCCAUGUGGCCACCUUUCCUACUGCACGGCUGUAUUAUAGUCCACCCCUUCUCAUACCCUCAGCACUAAGCAGCACAAAACUAGGGACGGAGCCCAGAUGUUCUUCCAACGGCUGUACCUGGAUAAGUGACAUUGAAGCAGCUGUCGGCCGCGCGAGAGAGGGAAGGAGCUGCGCGCUGUUUCCAAUCAGAACAACGAGAUGGCAAAAGGCACACGGAUGGACGUUAAGGUUUCUCCCGAACGUUGGUGGAUGGUGACGAGAGAGGCUUUUGUUCGGGUGGAGGGAGGCUGAACGUCGCAGCCGGGAGAGAUGGCGACAGGUUAUAACGCUACGUCCGAAAGCUGAAGGAGGGAGGGUUACUAGAGCUGUUCCUUACCUCAAGUUUUCUUAGUAUGUGGAAAUGGUAAACCUUUAAACUUAAAGUUGUUAUGAUAUGCAAAGAAAUUAGUUUAGAGAAAAAAAAGUUACCAAAUUAUUAUUAUUGUUAUUAAUAUUAUUAUUGUAACUAUUCUUAUGAAAUAAUUAUUUUGUUUGACUCCACUGCGCAGCAGCCACUGCUGGUGUGGGAUGUGUAGAAUCAACAGUGAACCUUGGGGUUAAAAGUCGAAAAAAUGAACAUCUGUAUUACAAAUAGUCGAGACAAUAUGGCACAAGCAUCGUCAUGGGACUUCACUACCGCACCGUCACUACACGCUACGGCAAACACUACUACUCAGAGCCUUUCCCGCUCAGUCGAUUCCAGCUUUAGCUCCAAAACCGAAGCGUCCGCUCGCAGCCCUGAGGUCCAAGCAUCGGCUGCUGAGCCAGCGUAGAGAUUUCAUUAUUUGGAUUUUCCCCCUCGUGCUCCGACUUUUAUAGAGCGGCGUCCAACAUUGAACGAGUCUUCCUGUAACACACUUCAGUUGGUUUAGUCGAGAUGCUGCCAACGGCGAUUUACUGAGCAAGUGAAAGUGUCUGUCUGCAAGGUCAUGAAAAUAUCUAAAUGCAAAACACCUGACUCUUGUGCAUAUUUCUAUACCGUUGUAUUCUAUAUUUCCAAAACGUGGCUUUUUUUGGCUUUUGUUUUUGUUCCAAAGAUUUGUAGAAAGCACAUUUUUCUGCCGUAUAUAUAUAAAUAUAUUAUCUUUGUUAUUGUUAUUAUCAUAAUCCCUGUUAAUCCUAUUGCUGGCUUUAUUUACUUAAUUUCACCUUGAGUUUAUUUUAUAUCUGUGAGUGUUGUCCCUUCUCCAGUAAGGUGUGACUUUGGGUUUUGUUUGUUUUUGGAGUUAAUUUCCUGAAGGGAGCGCGUGCCCCAGCGCUUACAAGCUGGAGGUGUGCUUUUAACACCACCCACCUUUUCUCCCCAUAUUUAAUAUUCCUGGUUGGUCAUGGGAUCUGCUGGAACGACGAUGAUGGCGUUUCAGCAGAAUGAGGAAUUUCUUUGUGUCCGUAUUUCGCAGCUGAGUGAGGAUUUGGAAUGAAUGAACAUAGGCCUGUAGCACUUUGGUUAAACCCAACUGUGUUCCUUUAUUUUAUUUUUUUAGUUUUCAAUUUCGUGGUUUUCGUUCGCUCCUUACAUUUCAGUGGUGAAACCUGUCAGCGCGGCCGCCGCGCUCGCUCCAGGUUUGACGAUAACAACGUCUAAAAGUGUUAUUUCUCAUAAAUACACAGGUUCAUAUUACAAGCAUAAUUAUGUUGUGGGAUAUAAUAGAAGUCGUGUGUGAAGUUGGGCAGUUCUGUUUAUUUACAUUUUAAUUCAGAUUUACAAGUUGCAUGUCCACUUCUCACACUUGAAGAUCAUGCAGGUAAAAUGAGUUGUUUUUUUUCCUGGUAAACGUGCAGCUGUUGGAUUUUCUCUUGACAUUUAACAUUUCUGUUUCAAUAUCUCCACAUUAUUAUCGGCUGUGCUCUGGACAAAACGAAGGGAGGGUUUAAAAAAAACAAACAAAAAAAAAAAACUUAGCCAAAGACGCUAACUAACCGUCCUGAGCACGUUCUGGGUCCCGGCGCGAGAGGUCCUACACAAAACACACAGACAUGGACUUUUGCAGCCACAGGAGACAUGGACAAACCAGCAUGAGCGAGUCUUGUCAAGUAAAAAAAAAUAGUUUUGCAUGAUUCGUGUGUCUUUCAUAUAUGACCCCUGAGCAGCCAAGCCCAGUUGCAUUUUAUUUUCCCACCACUAAACUUUAUGGAGAAUGGCCGACUGCUGGUUAACGCGACGGAGAGCGGUUUCCUGCCACUGUUGUAGUCGCGUGUGCGGCCAUUCUCCAUAGUUGCUAUGGUUUCUCCGUUGCAUCUAUACCCCCUUUGACUGCCAUUAUGUUUUUGUUAUUGAAUGUCCAUAUAAAAUGUUUUAUAUAAAAAUGUUUUGUUGUGAUCAA